Effrenium voratum is the source of this 3108-nucleotide messenger RNA. The record is from the annotation of a GenBank genome assembly. Lineage: Eukaryota; Dinophyceae; Suessiales; Symbiodiniaceae.
GCGCUGCAUCCAACACAGUUUUCCCGGCAUGUCAGAGCCAGCUGAUCCGGCAGGCAAACAUUCUGAAGCGCCCGUGAAAAACCAGGGCAAAGGAAACGGCAAGCGGAGGAGCCAGAAGAACUCUGGCAAAGGCAGCACCUCCAGCUGGAGGGCCGUCAAUCGUGACCAAGAGGGCGCAUCGUCAGCCAACUGGCGGGCCGUAAAUCGGGACCCAGAGGGCGCAUCGUCAACCAACUGGCGGGCCGUAAAUCGCGACCCAGAGGGGGCAUCGUCAGCAACAACUGCAGAUGCGCAACAGAGCCCUCAAGACGGUGACAGAAGAUGGGCGCCGGGCAAAGGUGCCAAAAAUGGCAAAGGAAAAGGCAAAAGCAGGAACAAACACAAAGCAGGUGAGACCAAAGAUGCGCGUGUUUCCUCUGUGCAAGAGGAUACGCACAUUGUCGAGAGUCGGCAAGUUCCAGAGUCUGCUUCUGUUGCGGAGCGACUGGCCCAGCAGCUUUCACGAGGCUCCUAUGACUGCAUGAUUUGCCUUGGGAAGGUGAAGCCUAGCAACCCCAUUUGGUCCUGUACACAGUGCUGGGCGGCGUUCCACUUGAAGUGCAUCAAGAGCUGGGUGCGGCGUUGCAACAGUGCUGGCGGAUUGGAGUUCAACUGGGCAUGUCCAGGCUGCCGAUACAACUGGGUUGACCGCAUGCCUGAGUACACCUGCUACUGCAAGAAGGUUCCAGAGCCAGAACUGAAUCCACACUGGUUGGCACAUAGCUGCGGAGAGGUCUGCGAGCGUAACCGUGGCUGUCCACACCCAUGCCCCGAAUUGUGUCAUCCUGGACCUUGUCCACGCUGCACAGCGGUGGGCGGACCUGGCAGCUGUCAUUGUGGCCGGGAGAGAACAGAGACCAGCAGGUGUGGCGAUCCACGGCAAUGGUCCUGUGGCAGCACGUGUGGCCGUGCUUUGAGUUGCGGUCACCAUUUCUGCAAAGCAAGGUGUCACACAGGGCCGUGUCCACCUUGUGCGGAGACUUCGUUGGAGAGUUGCUUCUGCGGAAAGAAUCAGGAGCAAAGGCUGUGUGGCCAUGUCAACUUCUCUUGCCACAAGCCCUGCGGCAGCCGGCUGGAGUGCGAGGAGCACUACUGUGAGCGGGAGUGCCACCCUGGCGACUGUGGCCUAUGCUUGAGAGAUCCUGGCAGAUGGGGCGACCGUUGUGCUUGUGGCAAGAUCACGAACUGCAGUCACGAGUCUGCCCGCUCACGCCUUCUUCGCUUUGUUGGUGAGCGCAGAAGGUGUGCUCAACCACUUGCACUAUGCAAACAGAUUUGCGGCAAGCGGCAUGAGCGUUGUUCCCACACUUGCGAGAAGCUGUGCCAUGAGGGGCCUUGCGGUCAGUGCGCGACCAAGGUGCAGCGGAACUGCAGAUGUGUGCGGACAAAGCGUGAAGUCGUUUGCUCUGAAGUUGAUGAUGUGCUUUGCCAUCAAGUCUGCCGAACAAAGAAGACUUGCGGGAACCACAAGUGCGAAGCGGUGUGCUGCGAGGGGUUCAAUGACCGCAACCACGAGGCGCACAUCUGCCUGCAAGUUUGUGGGCGACCACUGUCCUGCGGGAACCACACCUGCGAGGAUUUCUGUCAUCUUGGCAACUGUCCUCCGUGCCGAGUUGUGCUUCACGAAGCCGUCUUUUGCGCCUGCGGCAAGAACAGCAUCGAGCCGCCAGUGGUCUGCGGCACAGAGCCACCGCAGUGUGACGAACCUUGCGCUCAGCCGAUGGAGUGUGGCCAUACUUGCCCAGCGAAGUGCCAUCAAGGUGACCACCCAUUGUGCUAUGAGCCUGUGGACCGACCUUGUAUAGGCGGUCACACGCAGAUGAAGAAUGUGCCCUGUCACGUUGGGCCUAUGUCCUGUGGUCAGGCUUGUGGCAAGCAAUUGCCCUGCGGACACAGCUGUUCAUCGCAAUGCCAUUCAGGAGAUUGCAAAGCAUGUACGAAGCCGUGCGGGGCAAGGCGUGUGCACUGCAGCCACAACUGCCAGGCGCCCUGCCACGCUGGAUCUCAGUGCGAGGACGCACCCUGCCGGUGCAAGGUCAAGCAGGCCUGUCCAUGCGGGCAGCGAGUGGAGGAGCGCAGCUGCGGCGCCUUCAGCGGUCUGCCGCGCCCGCAGUUCGCGGCGCCGCGUUGCCUUGCCUCUUGCGAGCGACCAUCGCUGCAAUUGCCAGAAGGUGAAGUCGUCAAGUACACAGCUGAUCUCUUGCAGCUGGCGAUGCAUAAUCGGCGUUACGUCCAGAUGUUAGAGGACACAUUCGCCGCCCUGAUGAGCAAAGGUAGAGCCGAGGCGCCCGGUCGUACGCCUCAAGUUCCUUCAAUGCAGGCAGUCGGCACCGCUUGGAGCCCUUGGCUGGCUAUCUUGAACCACUGGGCAUCGAAUGCGCAGGCUUUGCCGCCUUGCGAUGCCUCGCGGCGGCUUUUGGCCAUCGAGUACGCGCGACUCCACUGGCGAUUCAAGACAGCAACAAAAUCUGAUGUUGCCGAGGGCUGGUGGCAGGUGCAAGUUGCGCCUGCCUCGUCCUCCCGCGUCCCACGCCCGCUGCUGUCGGAGAUAGCUGGCGCCAGCUCGAUGUCGGCAGUGUCCAGCCACUUACUCCCGGCCCUGAGUUCCCAGCCAUGCCUCCGCUUUGCGGGGCUGAAGAGUGUGGAUGAGGUGUACGAUCUCGUUGGGCUGGAGGGUUUGCUGGGAGUUCGGCCCGGAGAUGCCGGUGAGGCCAUCGCCUUCUUGGAGCGGGGUGCUCUUGGUGCGGCCAUCUUCAAGAAGCUGACCUCUCAGGAGCCGGGCCAGGAAUUCAUAUCAGUUCGUGGCCAGUCCGCGUGGGGACAGCCAGGCGCCAGCGCAAGCCGGCCGCGGGUGAAGUUGGAGCAGACCCUUACCUCAGGGCCCAGAGCUCCUCGCCCCAAGCCGCAGCUGGAUGCCUGGGAGUCCAAGGAAGAAGCUGUUCCCGAGAACUGGGAAGACAUGUGAGACGAUGUGCCUCUGGGGUGGAGCCGUCAGCAAGGUUGUAAACCAGAAUUCUAGCUGGCCAUUUUUCUCCGUGGAACUCUAGCCACCUGGAGCCUCCAUGACCC